Messenger RNA from Rotaria sp. Silwood2, 284 nucleotides. Lineage: Eukaryota; Metazoa; Rotifera; Eurotatoria; Philodinida; Philodinidae. The record is from the annotation of a GenBank genome assembly.
AGAUAUAAUAAAGAGUAAAAAACGCAUAUUAAAAACGAUCAUUGUUAUUAGUUAUUUUCUUCUUUUUGUUAUUAAUAAAUACUAUAGAAAUUUUAUUUUCUUUCUUUUUUCUUAAAUAGAUUAUGUAGCUCCAGAAAUGGUUAAAUCUCGUUUGGGUCUUGGUACACAUUCGAAAUGUGGUUAUAAAGCAGAUGUUUGGGCGCUUGGUGUUAUUCUGUUUGAAAUGGCAUUUGGUUUUCGACCAUUACAGCGCAUGCGUACUAACGAAGAAAAAUUGGGCUUUU